This is a messenger RNA of Besnoitia besnoiti, 2856 nucleotides long. Its product is annotated as putative kinesin. Gene Ontology annotation, biological process: microtubule-based movement. Gene Ontology annotation, molecular function: microtubule binding; microtubule motor activity; ATP binding. The transcript is spliced from 3 exons. NCBI's taxonomy places the organism in Eukaryota, Apicomplexa, Conoidasida, Eucoccidiorida, Sarcocystidae. The record is from RefSeq and is a predicted model, not a curated record. The coding region runs from base 1 to 2856 and encodes 951 amino acids.
AUGGAACGCAUGAAUAUGAGCACAUCUCCCUCUUCGUCCUGCCUCCCCCAGCUUGGGCCUGUCACUCUUGCUCCUCCGUCUCAUCUCGCUUCGGUUCCCGCAGGGGGGUCCGAACUUCUUCCACAUCUUCUGCCUUCAUCCGCCAAUUCGUCACCGUAUAUGUCACCUUGGGACCCCGCGUGCGUUCUGCCUCUUUCUCACGAGUACGCUAGUCAUGGUGAGGCUUCAGAGAUCGCCCCUGCGGCGUCCGCCGGCCCUAUUGACACUGGCGUGGCGGAGGACGCCCGGGAGCGCCAAAAUGGCAUUACCGAUGCUUCAGUGGCUCCCAGUUUACUUCAAAGGGCACACCCGCUUUCCCUUUUUGCUCCCCUCAGCAGGAACAUUCAAGUCGUUUGUCGGCUGAGGCCAAUGACAAAGGAGAAAGGGGCAUGUGUAGACCCUAAGCACUCCGAGAGGGCCCUCACGGUGCCUUCGAGCGCCAGUGGCCGUGCCUCCACGAACACAAUACACGCCCGUUAUCCCUCUAGUCUCUCUUCUACGUCUGUCAAUUCCACUGGUACAGGCAAUAGACUAGCACAGGAUUUCGUUUUCGACCAUGUGUUCGGGGAAGACAGCUCCCAGGCGAGUGUUUUUGAGAAAAUAGGAAGUCAGUUGGUGCAUGCCGUUUGUUCUGGCUUCAACGCUACUAUUCUUGCGUACGGGCAGAGUUCGAGCGGGAAAACGUACACAAUCAUUGGCGACCAUGCUAGUGAGGAAGGCUUUAGCGACGGGGGCGCAGCUCACGGCGAAGGAAUCCACAGCAUCGACGCACAGCAAACCUGUGAAACCAGUGAACGCCGCAGAAGAGGAGUGCCUGGCAGUGACCACGGGGAUAGUCUGGGUGUUGUGAAGGGUACUCCCAGUUUGUCACACGAUGGCAUGGCAGAUGGCAGCAUUGGUAAUGAGCGGACGCAAACGAGGAAGAGAGAGGAUGGAAAAACGUCAGGAAGUCCCAAUGUAGGUGACGGCGACGGUUUGUUGCCGCGGAUGAUACAAGCUCUCUUCACGUGGAUGAAGCACCAUGAAGAUCCACGUGUUAGGCGAAGGGUACUUGUUGCAGCUAUCGAGAUAUAUAACGAGAAUGUCAGAGACCUGAUAGGCGGAAAAUGCGGACUGAAGAUACAACGACGCAAGCACCGCAGAAAGGGUGAAGGGUGUGUGUCGAUAGUGGGGCUGCAAGAAGAAUCCCCUCAGUCUCCUGUCGAAGCGUUUGCAAUACUUGACAAAACAAUAAAAGCAAGACGUGCGGGAUCUACAAGAAUGAACGCUGAGUCCAGCCGCUCGCAUUUCAUCUUCUCCCUGACACUCGAAGAAACUCUCCUGGAAACAGGUGACUUGAAAGUGGGUCGCUUGACCGUCGUGGAUUUGGCGGGGAGCGAGCGCGUGGCCAAGACCGGUAGUGUAGGCGCCACGCUUCAAGAGGGCUCAAUGAUCAAUAAGAGUCUGACGUGUUUGGGAAAAGUAAUUUCUACUCUUGGAGCAAUUUCGGAAAGAGCGCAUGACACGGGGUCUUCGGGCCCCUCCGCCGCCCUCUCCACCGAGGGCUCUUUCACUGGUUCGUCUUCAGCGAUUCCAUCUGCGCCAUCCUCGUCGCCGCCUGUUUCACAGGCCCAGCAGUCUACAGCCGCUUCCCUGCCUAUUUCCUCGUUCGUUCCAUACCGCGAUUCCAAGCUCACUCGUGUGUUGCAGGAUGCUUUAGGCGGCAACUCGAACACCUGUCUCAUUCUCACGUGUUCGCCAGACGCCGUUCACAUGAGUGAAAGCCUCUCGACCCUGCGAUUCGGCCAGCGUGCGAUGUGUGUGAGAAACACGCCCAAGGUGAAUGUAGAGCGGGCUCACGAUGAAAACGAUGUGCCGGCGAUAAAGAAACACCAGCAGAUAAUAUUAGAAUACGAAAAGUUCACUGCGCACCUGAUGACGUGGGCUCACGAAAUCCUCUUAAAUCUCGUUCAAAGUCAGAUCAGCCAGGGGGCGCCAUAUCCGGCUUACACAGCUGUGCAUGAUGGCCACGCACCUCCUGGUCUAUCACUGUCUCCAUUAUCUUCCCCUCUUCACGCUUCUUCGUCACGUGAUUUCAAAGAAUCUCCACAGCAGGCUCAAGGACUAUGUCGACUUCCAUCUUCCCGCAAUAAGACUCAGGGCCAUACAAUUGCCGCCUCGGGGGCGGAACACCUCAAGGAUAAUGGCCGCUCUUCUUUCGAGAAAACCGCAACUGAUGCCCGAUCUUCACGCGAAAGUCUUUUCUCAGCGCUCGAGAGCAUUCUUUCAGCUAUGCCUAGCGCACCUGAGUCCCUGAUGCUGGCGCGGCCCCAGAAAGCAGACUUUCUGAGCAAAAUAAAACAGAAUGUAAUUGACCUUCUCACUAUGAGGGAGCACGACGAGGACGAAAUGCAUGACAGAACAGGUGGCAGACAUCCUAAAAACACAGCAAUGGAGCUACAAAAAGUGGAAGGUGAACCUAAACUUGCACUUCGCGUGCAGCGAACAGAGAUGAGCCGUGUUUCUCCUCAGCCGAGGAAGAAGACGACAACUACGGAGAAGAAGGCGCUUGCGAGUGGUUUGGCGAAUGGGGUGAACGAGAAACACAAGGCGUGCCCUUGGACGAUGCCCACUCUACAUGCCCAUUUGCUUCACGUCCAUGGCACUCACGCAGAAGUUGUAACGGCGACGAAGUACCAUUGUCUUCAGCAGGUGCUCAAAAUGAUCCCGCACAUCUGCUGUCACGAAUUCAGGGCGAACUCAAAGCCUAUAGACGCCUACGCGGGGCUUUUCGGCGUACAUACCACACAAACAGGGCUUCAUUUGCCCCUCUUGUAA